Hypomesus transpacificus is the source of this 1950-nucleotide messenger RNA. RefSeq names its product protein LSM14 homolog B-like. Lineage: Eukaryota; Metazoa; Chordata; Actinopteri; Osmeriformes; Osmeridae. The coding region runs from base 311 to 1432 and encodes 373 amino acids. Gene Ontology annotation, molecular function: mRNA binding. The transcript has 9 exons. The record is from RefSeq and is a predicted model, not a curated record.
UCGCGGAUUGGUAGUUUCUACAUGUUAGGGCGGGACGAAUCGACAAGAGAUGUAUUCAUACGAAACAGUAUGGCAUAAUCAGCACAAGACAACUAGACUGGGAAGUUGCACUACAUUAUCAUAAACGUUUAAUUUCAGGGAAAUUGUGUAGUUAUAUACAGUGUAUAGACAUAAAAUCAACAUUCCAGGGCAUAGCGCCCCUAGUCCCAUGGUUAAAAUGGCUGCACCGAUUCAGGGGCGCGAGAUAGCCAUUGAAGAUUUUUGAUAACGCUCCACACCUUGUUUUUAAUUGCGUAGAUGCAAAGCAAGAAUGUCCGGAACGCCUUACAUUGGGAGUAAGAUAAGUCUAAUAUCUAAAGCCCAAAUUCGAUACGACGGCAUCCUAUUCUCUAUCGAUACAGUUAACUCGACGUUGGCUUUAGCAAAAGUUAAGUCGUAUGGAACAGAGCACCGACCAUCAAACAGACCUGUACUUCCAAAACAUUACACUUUUGAAUACAUAAUUUUUAGAGGACUUGACAUCAAGGAUAUUACUGUCUGUGAACCACCAAAAUCCCUCCAUUGUUUGCCUUAUGAUCCUGCCUUUUUGCAGUCAUCAAUUGGCAGCUCAUCUGCAACCUACCUGCCCCAAACACAUUACAAUGCACACAGCGGUGUGAUACCCAACUACAAUCAACUGGAUGUAAGCUCUCUAUUCAACCAGCAACAUGCUACAGCCUUGGCUCUCGGGUUGCAGGGUCUUUCACUCAGCGGUGGGGCAAUGGUAGAGCAUGCUGUCCAGACUGUACCAGUGGUCGAGGCUGCCCAGGAGAGGGGCCAGCCAGCCUCCAAGCAGCAGAGCAGAGAGUCCUCUCGCUCCCAGUCUCAGAGGAAGCCUGGCACUCGCAGCAAGAAAGAACCAGGACCGACUGCAUCCCAGAGGGGCAACAGUGAGAAUCGCACACCAAACCGACGUCAAGGCAAUCGCAGAAACUACGGAAGAGGUCAACAACUUGUUGAUCACUCAAAUACUACUACAUUACAUUUUGAGUCUGACUUUGAUUUUGACGCUGCUAAUGCCCAGUUCUGUAAAGAUGACCUUCCACAGAAGCUUGAGGAUCAAGUAAUCAUUAAAGAGGCAAAGGUGGACUUUGGAGUGGAGACUCCUACUAGUGGUGGCACGGCGGAGGAGGAUUCAGUUGAAGAGAAGUUACACUACAACAGAAACAAGUGCUUCUUUGAUGGUGUCUCAGCUGAUCUCAAGCCAAGACGGACAACCUGGGCAGAGGAGAAGAAGUUGAACAUGGAGACAUUUGGGGUGCCUGGACGUCUCCUGAGGGACAGGGGGUUCCGCCGGGGCAGUCGUGGCCGGAAAGGGCCGAGCAGGGCCCUCCAGCAGCCCAGACCCAAAGUGGGUCGUGGUAGUGUGAAGUCGAAAGGGUUAACACUUUGAAUGUUCUCAGGUGUUCUGUUCUCGAGUAAAAUUUAGUUGGUCAAUGCCAAACCUCUCAGUUCAAAGACCAAAAUAUUUUCAACGAAAAAUGGCAAAGUAUUUGCUAGACAGACAUGGCAACACAUCAACUGAUUUAUCUUCAAAAUAUGUACUGGAAUACAUCUUGAGUUUAUUAGUGUUUUGAAACAUCCUAUUUGGUUUAAGCAUUAGUAUUUAGAGGCAUCCAAAUUAAUAUCGGCCCACAGGUUAUAGAAUAAAUCUAAAGUACAGUUGAAUGAUGUAUUUGAUUUUUGUAAACACAAUUACAAAGGUUUUCAGGCCCUGUUAUGGCAUAUAUUAAAUACAUCAAUAUGUGCUAAAACGUUUUUUUUCUCUUUUGUAUUAUUGUUAAUGAAAAUAAUUGAAUCCAUGGGAAAGUGUAAUUGUGACUUAUCGUUUAUGAAUAAACAGUAAAAAAAUAUUGUUUGUAAGGAUGUUACUUCACAUGGGCACAUCAUUAUUUUAUUAAUUUAAAGAUU